This is a messenger RNA of Phascolarctos cinereus (koala), 1755 nucleotides long. RefSeq names its product testis expressed 264, ER-phagy receptor (gene TEX264). Gene Ontology annotation, cellular component: autophagosome membrane; replication fork; nucleus. NCBI's taxonomy places the organism in Eukaryota, Metazoa, Chordata, Mammalia, Diprotodontia, Phascolarctidae. The record is from RefSeq and is a predicted model, not a curated record. Gene Ontology annotation, biological process: protein-DNA covalent cross-linking repair; reticulophagy.
UCCUGGGGAACCAGGAAGCGAGAGCCGGCUGGAUUUAACACAUCUGUUUGGGAGGAGUAACCCGUGGUGGAGGCCUACCCAGGGGGAGGAAUGGACGGCUUUCAGCCUGAGUGUUGCCCCAGCAUUAUCUGAGCUCGCUGCCUGGGUGAUUAACUCUGAGCCUCGGAUGUGCAGACCUGGCGUUUUGUCGGGUCUGGGCAGAAGCAGGGCCACUUCCCUCUUUGUUCUGGAAGUGUGUGUUGACCCCAGCUGGGUGGCAGAGACCAUGAACUAUUAGUUUUUGCUGAUUUUUUCGCAUCUCUUGGGGAGCGGAGGGCCCAGAAGCCAUGUCCGAGCUACUACUCCUGGGCCUGAUUGCGGCCCUGGUGCUGACCCUUCUGCUGACCCUGCUGGGUUUUGCCGUGUACUCUGGGCUGCUGGAAGACGUGGUAGUGAGUGCGGGGUCUCCCCCAAUCCGGAACAUCACACUGGCCUACAAGUUCCACGUGGGCCCUUACAAGGAGUCGGGCCGGUUAUUCACGGAGAGCUGCAGCAUCUCUCCACGCCUUAGUUCCAUUGGGGUCUACUAUGACAACCCCUACACGGUUCCUCCGGAGAAGUGCCGCUAUGCCGUGGGCAGCAUCCUGAGUGAGGGUGAAGAGUCACCAUCCCCGGAGCUCAUCCGCCUCUACCAGAAGUUUGGCUUCAAGAUCUUCUCAUUCCCAGCCCCCAGCCAUGUGGUGACAGCCGUCUUCCCCUACACCACAUCACUCUCCAUCCAUCUGGCUGCCCACAGGGUGCAUCCUGCCCUGGACACCUAUAUUAAGGCCACAUCGUCCCCAUGGGCAUCUCACGCUGACUUUUUCUUCCUGCCCUUGCCCAAGGAGCGGAAGCUAUGUGCCCAUCCCAGGCUGGAGAUCUACCAGCAGGACCAGAUCCACUUUGUGUGCCCACUGGCUCGACAGGGUGACUUCUAUGUACCUGAGGUGAAGGAGAUGGAACGCAAAAGCCGAGCAGCUGCCGAGGCUGAUGACGCCCAAACUGAUGUCACAGGAGCUGACACAAUGAGCGACACCAGCUCCGUCAGUCUGGAUGCGGGACCCGGGAGCCGCGAGAACUCCCCCGCCACCUCCACCACGUCCCCUGGUGUGGCAGGGCGCAGCUGGGAUGACGCAGAUAACCGGAGUGAGCGCAGCUACAGCGAGUCGGGGGCUAGUGGCUCCUCCUUUGAGGAGCUCGACCUGGAGGGGGAAGGAACCUCGGGCGACCCUCGCUUUAGCCACGAGGCCGAGCCCCUGGGGCCCAAGUGGGCCAAGGAGCCCAGCACCCCAGAGAAGGAUGAGGAGUAGCUGCCCCUCCUGGUCAAGGCCUCUGCCUCUCAGCCCCACUCUCCUCGGGCUCAAUCAAAGAGGAACUGAUCAAAUUCGUCCUUCCCCACCUCUAACCUGGCCUGGCCGGGCCUGCCUCUUGCUCUUCUUCUUUAGACCCUCGGCUCCAAGGGCUGAGGCCCGGUGCAGCUGCGGCUGACCCUGUGGGUCUGUAGAGCGGCUCCCUGCCGCCGUCUGACCAGGUUGGGGGGUUGUCUUACUCCCCCCGCAUCCCCGAGCUCUUUUCUCUGUUCUUUCUCCUUACUCCCUGGCCUGUUAUUCCCAGCCAGCUGGAGGGAGCACAAUCUCUUCCCUCCCAUUUGCCCCUCCCUCAUCAGUCUCUUUUUCAGACUUACAUUGGGACUUUUAGGAUCCAGAAUAAAGCAGAUGAUUUUCGUUUCACUCAGAA